This is a messenger RNA of Physella acuta, 423 nucleotides long. Its product is annotated as perlucin-like protein. The record is from RefSeq and is a predicted model, not a curated record. Lineage: Eukaryota; Metazoa; Mollusca; Gastropoda; Physidae.
AUGAAGAACUCACUCUUCCAUGUGUCCUCUGUAUACUCUGGUCAUCGAUACUUUUUAUCCAGCAAACUCAACACUAUAGAGGUCAAAUUUGCAGCCUCUACCUGCGCCCUAUACGGUGGUUACCUAGUUGAAAUCAACUCCUACAACGAAAUGAAGUUUCUCAAAAAUUUCUUGUCAGCCUACCCAGAUUAUACACUCGUGCUCACUGGAGGCAACGACGAAGGCAUUGAAGGACACUGGUUUAACAGGUACAGUGGAACCUCAAUGGCCUACCUGAACUGGGCAGGUGGAGAGCCGAAUGAAGGUCGUGGCGCCAACUGUCUUUACUUGUGGAGAGAGAGGAGCAUGCAAAUGUGCGACAAUGCGUGUUAUCUUACUAGUACUUCGUUCAAUUUGGGAUAUUUGUGUAAAAUACCUGCGUAG